AUGCAAACAGAACAUAAAGAAAUCCAUUCGUACGAAAAUGAUGCUGCUCAGUUACAUGGAGAGGCAGAAACGAGGAACUCAAAGGAGAGAAUUUCUAUAAAGGAGCUUCUGAAGACCAAAAUAGAAAUAUGUGAGGAUAAUGGUUCAAGUUUCAAAGCAGAGUACGAGCAAAUUCCAAAUGGUGAAUUACAUUCAUGUGAUGCUGGAAAAAGGGAUGAAAACAAAACUAAAAACAGAUACAAAACAACAUUUCCGUACGACCAUUCCAGAGUUAAGCUUCGAAUGGCAAACCAGAGAUCUGAUUACAUAAACGCCAACUAUAUUAAGGACAUAUCAGGGGAGCAGAGAUACAUAGCUACUCAAGGUCCAAAAAAGGGAACAGUGCCUGAUUUUUGGACAAUGAUUUGGCAGGAAUCAGUCAAAAUUAUUGUAUGUCUGACCAAUCUGAAAGAAGGAAAGCAGGGAAAGUGUGCACAAUACUGGCCAAAUUGCAAUGAUAAAAUCCAAAGUGGAAAUUUUGCUAUUCGGAACCAAGAGGAAAAGGCGUACUCAAACUACAUUAAAAGACAUCUGAGAUUACAAGAUACGAUUGGUAAAGAGGAACAAGAUGUAUUGAUGUUUCAUUACACCCAAUGGCCAGACCACGGGGUCCCUGAAGCUAUAAAUCUUGUCGUGUUCCACCGGCAUGUUAUGCGAGCUUUUCCAAAGUCUUCAGAUAAAGAUAAAAUGGUGGUCCACUGCAGUGCUGGCUUGGGUAGAACGGGUACCUUCAUAGCUUUGGACGCCCUCUACCGGGACGGUUUGAGUUCAGGACCUGUUAAUGUGUCGGAAUAUGUCUCACAAAUGCGUAAUGACAGAGUGAACAUGGUACAAGGAGAGGCAUGUGGAUAUUAUUCUGAUAAAUUUUAA
This is a messenger RNA of Saccostrea echinata, 909 nucleotides long. Its product is annotated as receptor-type tyrosine-protein phosphatase T-like. Gene Ontology annotation, biological process: protein dephosphorylation. Gene Ontology annotation, molecular function: protein tyrosine phosphatase activity. Lineage: Eukaryota; Metazoa; Mollusca; Bivalvia; Ostreida; Ostreidae. Bases 1 to 909 code for a protein of 302 amino acids. The record is from RefSeq and is a predicted model, not a curated record. The transcript is spliced from 8 exons.